Molecule: messenger RNA, 1302 nt
Organism: Lasiodiplodia theobromae
Lineage: Eukaryota; Fungi; Ascomycota; Dothideomycetes; Botryosphaeriales; Botryosphaeriaceae
Product: Branched-chain-amino-acid aminotransferase
Exons: 1
Coding region: 1-1302 (433 amino acids)
Biological process (GO): L-leucine biosynthetic process; L-valine biosynthetic process
Cellular component (GO): mitochondrion
Molecular function (GO): branched-chain-amino-acid:2-oxoglutarate transaminase activity
Source: RefSeq, a predicted model, not a curated record
AUGUCUCCCUCCGCCGUCAACCCCACGACCGUCUCAGGCCUUACCGAGGCUGGCAUUGAGCACCACAUCGUCGAGCACCCUCCGUCGGGCGCGUCCAAUGGCCACGAGCUCGCCCAGCUCGAUGCCUCCAAGCUCACCACGACCUUCACCACUUCCCCGCGGCCCGUGCCGGAGCCCAACUCGGCGGAGGUCAUCGCGCAGAAGGUGUGCACCGACCACAUGAUCACCGUGUCCUGGACGGCAGAUCACGGCUGGCACACGCCGGAGCUCAAGCCGUACGGGCCGCUCUCGCUGAUGCCGACGGCAUCGUGCCUGCACUACGCCACCGAGUGCUUCGAGGGCAUGAAGCUGUACCGCGGCUUCGACGGCAAGCUGCGUCUCUUCCGGCCUGAUCGCAAUGCGGCGCGGCUGCUGACAUCUGCCAAUCGAAUCUCGCUGCCGUCCUUCGAGCCGGCGGAACUGGAGAAGCUGAUCGCGAAGCUCUGCGCCGUCGACGGGCCCAAGUGGCUGCCCGUAGACCGCGCCGGCCAGUUCCUAUACAUUCGCCCAACCUUUAUCGCUGACGACGAAGCGCUCGGCGUCAAUGUUCCCAAGCGUGCGCUUCUGUACGUCAUCAUCUGUAACUUCCCCAACCUGGACAAGCCCACCGGCUCCCUGGCGAAGCCCGGCCUGAAACUUCUUGCAUCCCGCGAUGACAUGGUAAGAGCCUGGCCAGGUGGAUUCGGCUACGCUAAGCUCGGAGCCAACUACGGUCCUUCGUUGAUUGCGCAGGGAGAAGCGAGGGCUCGGGGGUUUGAUCAGAUUUUGUGGUUGUUGGGGAACGACUGCCUGGUCACGGAGGCGGGCGCCUCCAACUUUUUCGUCGUCUGGCGCGCUCCGGAGUCGAACAAGCUGCAGAUCAUCACUGCCCCGCUGGACGACCGCAUCAUCCUCGACGGAGUGACGCGGCGCUCGGUGCUCGAGCUCGUCCGCACCCGUCUCGUCAACGGCUGGGCUGGCGCCGACGCAGCCGAGGAGACGCUCGAGGGCCUUGAGAUUGUCGAGCGCAAGUUCACCAUGAGCGAGGUUGUCGACGCUGCAGCUGAGGGCCGUCUCGUCGAGGCAUUCGCUGCUGGAACCGCCUUCUUCAUCGCUCCCGUCGGUCUGAUCCACUUCAGGGGUAAGGACAUCGAGAUCCCUCUGGCGGCCGGCGAGACUGGCAAGUACGCUCACGUCAUCAAGACCUGGCUGCGUAACAUCAUGUACGGCAAGGAAGAUCACGAGUGGGCUCGUGUUGUUCCCGAUGAGGGCUGCCAGGCUUGA